CGGGCUGAGGCGGCGGCGGCGGCGCUUGGGGAGGGUUGGGCCAGGCAAGGGCGGGACUAGCCCACGGCGGGCGGACAAGAGAGCCGCGAGCUAACGGGUCCGGACGACAGCGGCGGCGGCGACGGCUUUCUGCGCGGGCGGAGGCGGCGGCAGGAGCGGCGAGCAUGGCCCGCGCGGCGCCGGGCGCUGACUGAGGGUCGUGCUGUGGCAGCCUGGCGCCUGACAUGUGAAGGGGAAUCUGCCAGGGGAUUACUGCGAGCUAACAGCAGGAUAGGCUGGCCCCGGGGGAGCGGAGAUGGGCAGAGCAGCUGCUGAACCCGGGCCAGGAAUAUUAGGAAGGAGACCUGGACCCUGGUGGGGAGCUCAGCCCACGCUCGCCUGACCCAGAUGGUAUUGGAUGGACACAGUGCCCCGCUGAACAGCAGCUGUUCCCAGCGCCAGAAGACCCCACAGCCACAGUAGGAGCUUUGCGACCCCUACGCAACUGCAGCUGGGGCUGGGGCCGGGGCCACGAGGAGAAGGGACCAGCACCUCAGAUGGGAAACAGUAGGGCAGGACCUACCGCGAAAAGGAUCUCGAUCUCGCAGCGGAGUUUUCCCACACUCACAGCGCGUCCUGUUUUUCUCCUCUCAGGGUUGGGGUCUGGCUCCCCUCUUCUGGCAGAGGUUUUGGGCCAGGAGGUGGGACAGUGCUUGCAUGGAACCCAAGUUCCCUGAAGCCCAUGUGCUCUCUGUUGUGAUUGGAGUUCUAGGGCUUCCCUGCUGCCAGGGACGAGGGGCUGCCUCAUUGUCUGCUCAUGAACCACAAGGACCCCGACUGCUCCAGACUGGAUUAUUUCAAGCCGCCAAAAAGGGGGACCCCUAGAGCUGGCAGCCAGCAAUCCCAAGGGACUAGAGGGCUGCAAUGGACUGACCUCCCCCUCAUCAGGGUGGCGGGAGAGGCAGAGCCUCUGUGGCCCAGCUAGUGACGGAGAGACCCGAUGAAGCCCUAAGCAGGGGCCCUGCCUGACUCAGGGACAGGACAGCCACUCCUGCCAACGUGUGUUCUCCCCACAUUGAGGGAGGGCGUGGCAAGGGACCCCUGCCACUGUCCCCUGCUGCAGCACGUGCCCCUAUGCCCUUUGCAUGUGGUGCCAGAAUAGGCAAGCUACGCCGUGGCUGGCCCCUCAGUGGGCUGGGAAAAGAGUGGCCACGGUGACCGCCACCUGCCUGCUGGCACCAUGAAGUGCUCCCUGCGGGUGUGGUUCCUCUCCGUGGCCUUCCUGCUGGUGUUCAUCAUGUCCCUGCUCUUCACCUACUCGCACCACAGCAUGGCCACGCUGCCCUACAUGGACUCGGGGGCCCUGGAUGGGUCGCACCGGGUGAAGUUGGUGCCUGGCUAUGCCGGCCUGCAGCGCCUCAGCAAGGAGGGGCUCUCAGGCAAGAGCUGCGCCUGUCGCCGCUGCAUGGGCGACGCCGGUGCCUCCGACUGGUUUGACAGCCACUUUGACGGCAACAUUUCCCCCGUCUGGACCCGAGAGAACAUGGAUCUUCCACCGGAUGUCCAGAGGUGGUGGAUGAUGCUGCAGCCCCAGUUCAAGUCACAGAACACCAACGAGGUGCUGGAGAAGCUGUUCCAGAUAGUGCCUGGCGAGAACCCCUACCGCUUCCGGGACCCCCACCAGUGCCGGCGCUGUGCCGUGGUGGGGAACUCGGGCAACCUGCGGGGCUCUGGCUAUGGGCAGGACGUGGACGGGCACAACUUCAUCAUGAGGAUGAAUCAGGCGCCAACCGUGGGCUUUGAGCAGGAUGUUGGCAGCCGAACCACCCACCAUUUCAUGUACCCUGAGAGUGCCAAGAACCUGCCCGCCAACGUCAGCUUCGUGCUGGUGCCCUUCAAGGCCCUGGACCUUCUGUGGAUCGCCAGCGCCUUGUCCACAGGGCAGAUCCGAUUCACCUACGCCCCAGUGAAGUCCUUCCUUCGAGUGGAUAAAGAAAAGGUCCAGAUCUACAACCCAGCCUUCUUCAAGUAUAUCCACGACAGGUGGACAGAGCAUCACGGGCGGUACCCUUCCACGGGGAUGCUGGUGCUCUUCUUUGCCCUGCAUGUGUGUGAUGAGGUGAACGUGUACGGGUUCGGGGCCGACAGCCGGGGCAACUGGCACCACUACUGGGAGAACAACAGGUACGCGGGCGAGUUCCGGAAGACUGGCGUGCACGACGCGGACUUCGAGGCCCACAUCAUCGACAUGCUGGCCAAGGCCAGCAAGAUCGAAGUCUACCGGGGCAACUGAGCCGGGCCUCGCCGCGACCCUCCCGGCCCAUCUGUCGGGCACCGGCGCUCCGGCCUGGGACCCAGGUCCAGUAACCCGGGACCAAUCAUGCUGCAGCCCAGGGGCGUUUGCUGUGCCCCGCCAAUCACGAGACUGGGGGACCGGCCGGGCCUGGCACCAAUCUGCGCUGCGGUCGGGCGGAGCUUCUGUUUCUCCCAGCCAAUCAUGUGACUCAAGGAGAACUUCCGGCGCUCUGUCCAGUCUCCUCUAAUCAAUGGCCUUCGGGGGCGGGCCAGCGGCCGCUCAAUCCCCACUCCCUCUUGCUUUGGGGUAGGGUUUUCUUUCACGCUUUUUGAGGAGAGCAUGGCGCGGGCCUCGGCGAAGCACUUACAUCAGGCUCGGCCAGAGGAGCGUAUCAGUCGCUGGCCAGACCCGGAGGAGAGCGGGCGGUCGCUGCGGGCCUCAGGAGAGAGGUGGCUGCCCGGCCCCUUUCCCCGCCUGCCUGGGUGGGUGCGUGCAGACCCACCAAAGAAAAGCGGUCGCUGCGGGACCCCCAGUCCCACCUCGGCCGUGCUGUGGGAUGGCCGCGCCCCCAGGGCUUCCUGCGUCUCUCGGAAGCCGGUAGUGGCGCCCUCUGCGGGGUGGGGUGCUCCCGGGCCGAACUCCGGACAGGUGGAGGGGACAGGGCAGGGCUCGAGGAAGCCCUGUCCCCUUCCGUGCAAGGUGCUGUCACUCACGUGUGCCCUCGACCUUCCCGUUCACCCGCAGCCUUCUCAGCGCCUCUUCCUGGGCCCGGGGCCUCCUCACCAACCUACCUAUUGCUCUGGAAAAAAAUCCCCUGCUCCCCUACUCCCUCCCUACCCCAGUCUUUGGCCGGCUCUGGCCCCUGGGGAGGAUGCUGCACGGCGGAAGGAGGCUGGCGAUGGGCCCGGCUGCGCGCUGCAUGCACCUCCUCCUCCACCCAUCGCCUCUUUCCUGGGGGUGACUUUGCCUGAGGCUCAUACUUUGGUUAAGCUGAAGCUGCCGUGGGUGGCCAAACCACAGAUUCUUUGCAAAUUCUGAGCUGGCAGAGCCCGCAGCCGGGAGCCGGCCGGGGAAGAGAAGACUUGCGCGCCGCAGGCCGCCUGCCUCCACCCUGCUCUCCAUCUGCCCCUCUAGAAGGGCUGGGAAGCUCGCGGCCGGGGUUCCACCUGGAAGCUGCUUGCAUGGCUGAACCCAGCUCAGGUCCCUAGCGGGGCUGCUGGUGGAAUUCUCCCCCUGCGAGGCUGGGGAAGUUUAGGAGGGGGAAGGCUUCUGUGAAGCUCUCAAACCACUAAUAGAGCCCCCUCCCCAACAGUGACGACACAGAUGCUCCCCCUUUUCUUAGUUGACGCCACCAGGCAGCUUCCUGGCCCUUGGUAGGUUCCUGCAGCUGGCUGGGGGAACAGGGACCGGCAGGGGACUUUGUUAGGGGAGGGUUGGGAUGGGCAGUGGGCCGCCUCAAAGUUAAUAUAUUGGAACCUAGCUCGAGUGUCAUUCUUUCCAAUUCCGAAAGUAGAAAGAGUAAAAAUAGCGGUGAUUGGGGUGGGGUUAGUAGAAUGCCUCUCUCAGGGCGCCCCCCCCCCGCCACACCGUUUUAGAGAGCUAGACCACAGCCAGUCUUGCCACUCCCAUCUCAGUGCUUCCUGAAGAGGCUGUUUUGAGUGUUGAUGAAAAACAAUGCAAUUAUGCCAAACAGUA
Symphalangus syndactylus (siamang) is the source of this 3970-nucleotide messenger RNA. It is a transcript of the gene ST3GAL2, whose product is annotated as ST3 beta-galactoside alpha-2,3-sialyltransferase 2. The record is from RefSeq and is a predicted model, not a curated record. Gene Ontology annotation, biological process: sialylation. Gene Ontology annotation, molecular function: beta-galactoside (CMP) alpha-2,3-sialyltransferase activity. NCBI's taxonomy places the organism in Eukaryota, Metazoa, Chordata, Mammalia, Primates, Hylobatidae. Gene Ontology annotation, cellular component: membrane.